AUGCAAUUAGAUAUGAAACUCAUCGAAAGAUCACGUGACCUCCCGCUGCCUCGCAGUCCACAACCUUUUGAGCAGAAAACGUAUCAAGAAAAGAUUACACCGAUCCCUCUGGUUGCUUCACCAGAAGUUGAUAUUACAAAUAAGGUUGCAAGUAAAAGGUGGAAAGCUGCAAAAGUAGUUUCAGGAGUCAUUUUUGUUUUUUCAAUGGUCACGAUUAUAUCUAUUCAAGGAUUAACAUACAAACAGAUUUCAUCAUCACCAAAUAUCAAAAAGUAUCCAGCAUCUUCUUGCAAUGAAUUACUCAAAGAAGGGAUGAGAAAGAGUGGAAUUUAUGACAUCAAACCAGAACGCGAGUUUGAGGCAAUCGAGGCAUAUUGUGACAUGGAAACAGACGGUGGUGGCUGGACAUUGGUUGCUAGCAUACAUGAGUCAGACAUAACAAAGAAAUGUGACGACAAAGAUCGAUGGGCAAAUUACAAAUCAAGUAGUGAGAAAAAUAAUAACUGGGAAAACAAAAAAUAUUCGGAGAUGUGCGAAACUGUACAAAUGAUGACUACAAGAACACCGCUUACUAUGCGCUGA
Styela clava is the source of this 582-nucleotide messenger RNA. The record is from RefSeq and is a predicted model, not a curated record. Lineage: Eukaryota; Metazoa; Chordata; Ascidiacea; Stolidobranchia; Styelidae.